Trypanosoma theileri is the source of this 1776-nucleotide messenger RNA. Its product is annotated as magnesium and cobalt transport protein. Gene Ontology annotation, biological process: transmembrane transport; metal ion transport. The transcript has a single exon. Bases 1 to 1776 code for a protein of 591 amino acids. The record is from RefSeq and is a predicted model, not a curated record. NCBI's taxonomy places the organism in Eukaryota, Euglenozoa, Kinetoplastea, Trypanosomatida, Trypanosomatidae. Gene Ontology annotation, cellular component: membrane. Gene Ontology annotation, molecular function: magnesium ion binding; cobalt ion binding; magnesium ion transmembrane transporter activity.
AUGUUUACCUCCACAACAUGUGUGCGGAAUGUCAUGUCAACCAUAGGGGCAAUUCGAACAUCACCGGUAAUGUAUGCACGACAGGGUGGUUUGUUUCAAGCAAUUUUUCCACAGUGGAAUGGGAAAUCUUCUCAAACUUCUUCAGAUUCGCCCCACACAGGCAAUAACGAUGAAAUAACAACAAUUCAUAACAAAACACCAUCUUAUAGUUCUUCCGCUGUCACCACAUCAAAAACUGCACAUAAAUCAAAGGUCACUUUGGCAGAGUCUUCCACACCAACGUCUUCUGACGUCAAUUCCUUUCUUUACACGAUUCCACCCCAAAGACGCGUGGCCCGUUGGUUCUUCCCAGGAUUUACGGAUCAAGAAAAACGUGCAGGAAAAAAAACAACAAGCACGCAAUCACAGGAAGAAGGAACAAAGAAUUCCAAAAACAAAAACAACACGUCCGUAAUGAAAUCCAACACGGUAGCAAACACUCCAACAUCAGGGUCACAAGAUGUAGUAGAAAAAGAACAUCGACAAAAAGAAAAUGCUACCAACAAUCCAACAAGGAUUGAACUAAAAGUAUCAGAACAGCAUUCUACGCGUGGUGGUGCUGCCAUUGGUGGGACCCAGCCCGUAAGGGGUCUUUCCGAUCACCACCUCCCGUCUGCCUUUCGCGAGUAUGUGGAGCGGCGCAACCAGCAUCUAAAGGCCAUUCUGAUGAAUGCGCUUGGCAGCGACUUUGCAAAGGCCGGUGUAGACAACAAUGGAUUGCGUAUGAGCUUUUCUGCUGCUGCGUCAGAGGCGGCAAAGCGUGCAAUUGGUCUCCGGCGUGUGUCGCCCAAGCUUCUCAUUUCGUGCGUUGCCGGGCCCGACAACGUCUGGGACUGGGUCGACAUUACCGCGCAUCCAACAGCCGCCCUUGAUGAGUACCGGAAUGCGCUGUCUGAGGUUCUGCUUGAUCUCGGUGCCCACGAGACGCUCGUGAGCGAUGCACUGGAGCCCAUGCUGCUGCCACAGGCAACUGUUAUUCGCGGGUGUCAUUGUCUUGUUGUGCGGUAUGCAGUGGACGUUGCCAGCACUUCCAUGGAAAGCUUUCAGGACCUCACAAACCGCUUCACCAUCCUCGUGACGGACACGCGUGUUGUGACGAUUCACCGGACGCACUGCGCGUUUGUGGAGAACUUGAAGCGUAACUGGUCGCAGGUGACGGGGAAGCGUGGGUCACAGGGACGAAUUCAUCUUCUUAGUUUGCUAGUGAAGGAGUCUGUGGACACGUUCAAUACUGCUCUCACCCGGUCCCUUGUGGAGUUUGACAGGUAUGAGGCGAGUCUGUUCUCGCCCGAGGGUCAACGGUCGACGCUGGCGCGGGAGAUCUACCAUAUCAAGCGUCGAGCGUCGGUGUACGCCCGCACGCUGAACCUUAUCGGCGAUGCCUACACCCAUGUGUGUAGUGCCCUCCCCAUCUUGCCGACCAAUGUGCAGUUUCAGGAUGUACAGCAGGACAUUGCGCAUGUGAGAUCGAUUUCAGAAGAGUUAAACGCCAACGCCGACUCUGUUCUACAGCUUCUGUUCCAGUUAUCUUCCUACCAACUGAAUGAGCUGAUGCGUGUGCUGACCAUAUUUAGUGCUUUCUUCAUUCCGCUGAGCUUCAUUGCUUCCAUCUACGGCAUGAACUUCACUCACCUGCCUCUUCUAGAGGAUUCUUAUGGACAUGUGUAUUGCGUUGCGUUCAUGCUGGUGGUAGGAGGGGGACUUGUUAUGUGGUUCAAGCUAAAGCGUUUUAUGUAA